AUAUUAGAGAACAAAAAACGUAAAAAAAGAAAACACAGAAAGAGAGAAGGAAAGGAAGGACGAAAGAAUUUUGAAGCUUAGGGAGAAGUCUUGGUCUUGCAUACAAUACCUGGGGAGAGAAACGCUCAGUUCGCACGAAAAAAGGAUUCCAAAUUUACUUUCCAAUCUCAACUCCAUAAAUUAUCAGAAAGGCAUGGUUUACAGAAACGAGUGAAGCAGGCCGACGUUUCUUUUCCCUUCUUCUUUUCUUCAUUUCUUCAUCUCUUUCUUUCUCGCUUGUCGCUCCUCGAGGCACUUGACAAAGCCACCGUAGGAAAGAAGGAUCUCCUAAAGAGUUCAAUUCGCUCACUACCUCUUUGAUUGUGAAGGAAAGAUGCAGUCAAGUUUUCAGUAACUACUGCAUGGAUUUCCCUGGCUGAUGUGGCAUAAAUGGAAGGAGAAAUUCUUGCACAAAUUUACCAAGUAUAUCAAAUCUUUGCUGGUGACUGAAUAAUCUGUCUUCAAUGGUGAACUCAAAGUCCUUGAGACAACCAAUCAUAUGCUUCAGGCCUAUAAGACCGUCUGACCUUGAGAUUUUAGAGCAAAUUCACAGUGAUUUAUUUCCCAUUAGGUAUGAGGCUGAGUUUUUCGAAAAUGUAGUCAAUGGGCGUGAGAUUGUUUCAUGGGCAGCAGUUGAUCGCAGCCGGCCAAAUGAUGAAAAUGAUGAACUCAUUGGAUUUGUAACUGCACGAAUUGUUCUUGCCAAAGAAAGUGAGAUAGGGGAUAUUCUCAGUUACGACCCACUGAAAUCAGAUCAGACCUUAGUCUACAUUUUGACGCUGGGGGUGGUAGAAGCAUACAGAAAUCUUGGCAUAGCUUCUUCACUUAUCCGUGAGGUCAUAAAAUAUGCGUCGGGUAUACAGACAUGCAGAGCAGUUUACUUGCAUGUUAUUUCCUAUAACAAUCCCGCGAUCCGUUUGUACAAGAAAAUGUCAUUUAAGUCUGUUCGAAGAUUGCAAGGAUUCUACUUGAUCAAUGGUCAGCAUUAUGAUUCAUACCUGUUUGUCUACUACGUAAAUGGGGGACGAUCUCCUUGCUCGCCAUUAGAGCUCAUCACGGUUAUGCUGAGUUAUAUGAGGAAUGGAUUCAAGUCGAUGUCGGCAAGACUAUGGAGAAACGAUGGUAGGAAGCUCUCAAAAUGGUCCAAAUGUAAAGAAACCCACUGCCUUAUUUCCACAAAUCAAAGCAGAAGAAACAUUACAGCAGCUGAGUGUACAGGGUGCGAGUGUGUUUGAUUUGUCUUUUUCAGAAAAAAAAAAAAAAAAAGCUAAAAGAAAAUUUAAAGGGGAGAGAGAGAGAGAGAGAGAGAGAGAGAGGGAGGGAAGCAUUAGGAAAAUGAAUAAUGUCUGGUCUGGUCUGCCUGUAAUAAAACUUUUUUUGAUCUCGAUUGGAAGGUGAUUAAUAUUCACGUCUCA
Ziziphus jujuba (common jujube) is the source of this 1454-nucleotide messenger RNA. Its product is annotated as histone acetyltransferase MCC1. Gene Ontology annotation, molecular function: protein-N-terminal amino-acid acetyltransferase activity; histone acetyltransferase activity. Lineage: Eukaryota; Viridiplantae; Streptophyta; Magnoliopsida; Rosales; Rhamnaceae. Gene Ontology annotation, cellular component: Golgi membrane. The record is from RefSeq and is a predicted model, not a curated record. Gene Ontology annotation, biological process: N-terminal peptidyl-methionine acetylation. The transcript has 7 exons. The coding region runs from base 504 to 1274 and encodes 256 amino acids.